AUGCCUGUGUCACGUUACAAAUCAGAAGAUGUUGGUAGAGAGCCCCUCCACCAACCACUAGCUUUCGCGUUCUCCAAAAGAAUAGCGCAAAACAGAUUGUUAAAAGCAGCAAUGGAAGAACGACUCGCGAUAUGGGACGAUGAGAUCCUAGUAAACCGAGGCUUGCCCACAAAAGAACUCAUUGAACUCUAUCGUUGGUACAAAAACGGAUGGGGUAUCAUCGUCACUGGUAAUAUUAUUACCGACUACUGCCAUGUUGCUGGAUCAGGAGAUCAAAUUAUAACUCCUGAAUCGCCUUGCUUCGGCGAGCGGUUUGAGAGCUUCAAAGCAUUGGCUACUGCUGCAAAAGCGCAAGGCAGUUUGAUCAUUCAUUGGGCAGGUCAACCAUCCUGGUCGUCAACUCCUCAAUUUGGGAACUGGACAUUUGGUGCCCCUCGUGCCGCAACAGAGCAGGAUAUUUCACGGAUCAUCACAGGAUUCGCACACGCAGCUCAGUACCUCGAGAAAGCAGGAUUUGACGGGAUAAACCUACACGCUGCACAUGGUUAUCUCGUGGCACAGUUUCUCUCACCUCGCACCAAUAAACGAACAGACGCUUAUGGUGGAACCUUGACGAACCGAAUGCGUCUCAUUGUAGAGGUUGUACAGGAGAUUCGCUCUCGAGUUUCUCCUUCUUUCAUUGUUUCAGUAAAACUGAAUAGCACAGACUUUCAAGAAGAUGGGUUCAAGCCUCACGAGGCACGUGAGCUUGUUGGAGUCUUGCAAGAUGACGUUGGCCUUGAUUUCGUGGAGCUAAGUGGUGGGACAUACGAACAUGUGGGCUUGGAAUGGACCAAAGAGAGCACGAGGCAGCGAGAAGCUUUCUUUCUUGAGUUUGCAGAGAUGAUUGUCCCCGUGCUUGGAGCAGAAAGAAAGACAAAAGUUUUCAUUACCGGUGGUUUGCGCUCUGUGGGAGCUAUGGUCAAAGCACUAGAUGUCGUGGAUGGAGUUGGUUUGGCUAGACCCGCUGCACAAGAGCCACGACUGGCGGCGAAUAUUAUAGAAGGAAAAGUAGAUGGCGUAAUUCGUCCUCUCGCGCCGUUUGAUACUGCUGGGCUAGGAAUGCUUGCAGCUGGCAUGCAGAUGCGGCAGACAGCUCAUGGUGUUGAACCGUUUGAUAUGAGUGAUAGUGAGGUGGUCAAAACACUCUUGGAGAUGGUGAAUGAAAUGAGAAAGGCCGAUGAAAAUAAGGUUGAAGAUGUAGAAGUUGUGGAGUUCCCAGACUGGAUUAGAAAUUCUAAGUCUUAUGGAGUCGCCGAAUAG
Molecule: messenger RNA, 1302 nt
Organism: Mollisia scopiformis
Lineage: Eukaryota; Fungi; Ascomycota; Leotiomycetes; Helotiales; Mollisiaceae
Product: NADH oxidase
Exons: 3
Coding region: 1-1302 (433 amino acids)
Molecular function (GO): oxidoreductase activity; FMN binding
Source: RefSeq, a predicted model, not a curated record